AUGACGACAGCAAGUCGUAUUCAUAUGGCUGCAGGUCCGGCAGUGACGAAAUUCUGCGAAUCUCGUCCAUCACCAACAAUGCGACGAGAUGAGAAAAUUCGUGCCCUGGCACGUUCUGUUCAGGAAAUCACAGAAUCUGAGGAAGAAGAGGAAUCACCGCAUUACAAUGAUGUAAAAAUUAGUCUUACACUUAUUCGCAAUUUUCGCCUCGAUUACGGUGGUACGCCUCCAUUUGCAUUGAACUUAUCUUGUUCUCCACGAAUGAUGUGACGAAACAGCGCACCUCGAUUGAUCCGAGGCCUAUCGGAUCCAGGAGUACGUCGCCCAAGUUUCGGCAGUCAACCGCUUAGCCCAAAAAUUCAAGAAGAAACGCUUGGUAGGUUUCCAGAAGGUAUUUCUUCUGAUGAAAUCGUAGUUGAAAGCAAAACCUUAGCUUCUCACAAUUUACUUGUCAAUAAUUCAAUUCAAAUAAAGCAAUAA
Molecule: messenger RNA, 480 nt
Organism: Strongylus vulgaris
Lineage: Eukaryota; Metazoa; Nematoda; Chromadorea; Rhabditida; Strongylidae
Source: the annotation of a GenBank genome assembly